CUGUAUUGUAAAUGGAGGUUCUUCGCAGAGUACGUGAGAGUAAUCGUCAGAUUAACACACUCAGAGAAUAUGUAAAAAAGUUGAAGUACUUAAACAGCCUAAAGGAAAACAGUGUAUUGCCCGAGGAGGAAGAAAUAUCUCUGUUCGCACAGAUACAGGCACUCAACGACCUGUUCAAGAAUCUGAGUGACCAGGUGAAGGAGUUCUUAAAAAAGGUGUAUAUGUUUCUGGAGCAGAGUGAUGACAAGGAUAGUUCCACGUAUAAUGCGGUGAAAGAGCAGUGGACCACCCUUACACACAAUCUUACACAAGUGGUGAGUGAUUUCAGAUACGUGCAGGUCGAGCACAAUAACAAGGAGAGGGAGAUGCUAAGAGACCAAUACCUGAUUGCGAGGCCGGAUGCAUCAGAUAAAGAGCUGAAUGAGCUCAUGACAGCGGACAAUGCAGCCGAUGUGCUGAGGAACGCGUUUAUGAGUGAUAAUACCCAAGACUUGGAGUACCGACAGGCACAAAAGCGGCUGGAAGACAUAAAAGUAAUUGUGGAUUACAUCGAUCAGCUGUGCCAGCUGCUCAGGGACAUCGAUCAGAUGGUUGCUGGGCAGGCUGAUUUUGUAGAUAGAAUCGAAAUUGAUGUGGUAACAUCGAGAGAAAAUACGCAAAGCAUGAACGAAAACCUGAGGAAGACGCUCAAAAGCACACGGAGAUGGAAGAUGGUGAAGAGAAUCUUAUUUUUAGUCAUAGGCAUUGUGUUGGUCAUCAUAAUUGUUUACGUGUUCAACUCUGUGAUCAAGCCCAUAUUCUUCAGCAAAAGCAAGUAGGUGGAGAUUGGACACAGAGUUGUAAGGCGACCACGAAAUGGACAAGGCUGUCAAACGAUCGAAUAGUUGCUUUUACGCGUGCUGAGUAGCAAAACAGAAAACAUAACAUGCUUGGUCAGUAUUUUUGUACUGCACUUGAUGAGUUGUAUCCGUAAAAUAUCUGUACGACUUUUAGAUAGCUCCACGAUCUCUUUGUAUAUUGCUCAAUGGUUACCAUCUGGACUGUUCGUUCAUGGCUUUGCUACCGGUUGCAUCGUUUAACCGACUUUGUUUAUCUCCGCUCGUAGCACCUAGCUGUAAUUUUUGAACUAGGAACCUUUUCAGCGUCUUUUUGAAGUCGAGCUGGAGAAGUAAAUAAGUACAUUAUUUACUUUUUUGCAUUUAUGGACAGCACGGCAUGGAAUAUGUUUCACUUUUCAAUACAAUUUUUUUACUAUGUUUUCAUUAAUUUACUACGUUGCAUCCCAUGAUUGAAUCAACAGUUUGGUGUAUCUGCACAGUUUUAUCCUAUUGGCACUGAAGAGAUAGCUUGCUUGUAGGAUGGCUGAUACUUGUCGGGAGAAUUAUAUCGAAACAGCGCACUGUUCUAGAACAUGCAAUGCCUGUCAAAGUCAACAUAUCAACAGCUUUUAUCACGAUGGAUGUUUCCUACCUGUGGAAAUACUGUUUGAUCGGCUUAUCCAGCUGUUGAAGUAUUUAAUGAUUCCAGUAACUACCAGCCGCGCUGCAGCGCAGCUCCUCAUUGUUUACAAACUAAACGAAUGUGUUGUUCAUAUUUAGUUCAUAACAUACCUUCUAACCAAUCCUACCCAGCAAUAUCUCCGCACUUUGCCAUUAUUACCAAAUAAAAUCCGUUGAGAAUAAGCAUUUGUGCCAUUCAUCCGAGCGAAUUAACCCAGAUUAAACAAAAAGUAUUUAUUGCAUUCUCAUUAAUUGCUCAAUUAAAUUUACUUAGCAUACUUCUACGGGUGCAUAGAAUAAGCCGUUUCUU
Vavraia culicis subsp. floridensis is the source of this 1809-nucleotide messenger RNA. RefSeq lists its product as uncharacterized. Gene Ontology annotation, biological process: intracellular protein transport; exocytosis; vesicle fusion. Bases 12 to 818 code for a protein of 268 amino acids. Gene Ontology annotation, molecular function: SNAP receptor activity; SNARE binding. The record is from RefSeq and is a predicted model, not a curated record. Gene Ontology annotation, cellular component: endomembrane system; plasma membrane; SNARE complex. The transcript has a single exon. Lineage: Eukaryota; Fungi; Microsporidia; Pleistophoridae.